AUGGAGAUCACUGUUAUUGUUGCAGCAAACAGGGCCACAAAUCCAACUAUUGUCCCAAUUGUCAGCAAGUUAACUUGGCUUAAGCAAAUGAGGAUGACAAUGAAGAUCACGGUGCUGAUGAAGAGUAUGAAAAAGCUGAAUUCACCAAUGAGGAAAGCAACAAAUAGCUGCGAGAAUCUCAUAUCUAAAAAGGUCGUGGAUUAUUUAAAGUUGCCAAUAGAGAAGCAUGAAUCACCUUAUUCCUUGAGAUGGGUGAAGAUAGGCCCUUUAGUUCAGAGAUCUCAUAAAAUUGCUAUGGCUCCUGUGAACGACUCUAGCAAACCUAAGAAAUCAUCAACGAAUUCCAGUUUCCUCUCCAUAAUUAGAAAUGAACGUGAUUGUUUAGAAGCCGUUGAAGAUGCAAAAACAAUUUAUCCCGUGGGGUUCAAGGAGUUAAUUGUUGAUGACCUACCCAACCAACUACCUCCCAUGAGGGAUAUCCAACAUCAGAUUGAUUUGGUGCCUAGAGCAAGUCUCCCUAAUGCAUGUGUCCCAAGGAGAAUGACAUUCUACGAGAGAAGAUAG
Prunus armeniaca (apricot) is the source of this 564-nucleotide messenger RNA. NCBI's taxonomy places the organism in Eukaryota, Viridiplantae, Streptophyta, Magnoliopsida, Rosales, Rosaceae. The record is from the annotation of a GenBank genome assembly.